Molecule: messenger RNA, 3390 nt
Organism: Sinocyclocheilus anshuiensis
Lineage: Eukaryota; Metazoa; Chordata; Actinopteri; Cypriniformes; Cyprinidae
Product: alpha-N-acetylneuraminide alpha-2,8-sialyltransferase
Exons: 5
Coding region: 156-1172 (338 amino acids)
Biological process (GO): N-glycan processing; oligosaccharide metabolic process
Molecular function (GO): alpha-N-acetylneuraminate alpha-2,8-sialyltransferase activity
Source: RefSeq, a predicted model, not a curated record
UGGCCUCUUUUACGCCGCGUAAUGGAAAUAGCAGGAUAACGGUAUUCCAGCGGUUUUUUGCUCCUAGUGGCCGCGGCACCGGAAAAAAAAAACGGGUCAGCCGUGAGCACGUGUUUUUGAACUAAGUUAGGCAUCUGUCUGAUCAGAUCGGCGGAAUGGUGUUUUUGAGAUGUCACCGGAGCAAGUAUAUAUGGGCCACUCUGGGUGUGUUGGCGUUUUUGUGGCUCUACAUCUUCCCCGUGUACAGGAUACCCAGCGAUAAGGAAAUGGUGGAUGAGGUUCUGCGGCAGGGACAAAUCUGGACCAGAAACCAAACCGGAGUAGAUCUUUACAGGAAGCUGCUGACAGAAUGCUGUGACCCAAAGAGGAUGUUUGCAGUUACUAAGGAGAACUCGCCAAUAGGCAAAGUCUUGUGGUAUGAUGGGGAGAUCUACCAUUAUCACACAGUCAACAAUGAAACCUACCCGUUCUUUGUUCAGGAUACACCAUUGCAGCUUCCUCUGAAGAAGUGUUCAGUUGUGGGCAAUGGAGGGGUCCUGAAACACAGUGGCUGUGGAAAAGAAAUUGACCAAGCUGACUUUAUCAUGAGAUGUAACCUUCCUCCUCUGUCCAAAGAGUACACCACUGAUGUUGGUACCAGAACACACCUGGUGAGCGCGAAUCCUAGCAUUAUUGAAAAGAACUUUCAGAACCUACUAUGGUCCCGCAAAUCCUUCGUAGAAAGUAUGAAGGCAUUUGGUUCCAGCUACAUCUACAUACCAGCGUUCUCCAUGAAGCCUGGCACUGACCCUUCCCUGCGGGCAUACCACACCCUUGCAGACUCCGCCUCCAACCAGACUGUCCUGUUUGCCAACCCGGACUUCCUUAAAAACGUUGGUCGAUUCUGGAAGAACCAUGGCGUCCAUGGCAAACGGCUGUCCACAGGGCUGUUCCUGGUGAGCCUUGCCCUUGGCUUGUGUGAAGAGGUAACCACUUACGGUUUCUGGCCGUUUUCGGUGGGGCUGGAUGAGCGACCGGUUAGCCACCACUAUUAUGACAACAUUCUCCCAUCCUCAAGAUUUCACACCAUGCCUGAGGAGUUCCUGCAACUCUGGCACUUGCACAAGAGCGGCACGCUGCGUAUGCGGGUUGGUGAUUGUGCAAAAGAAGGACAGAGGAAGAGGGAAAAAUAAGUGGAAGUGUUGCCAGGGGCAACUCCGUAUAUCCCCACAGGAACAGGAUGGCCAGGAUGGCGAUUAGCAUGUGAAUACUGUGAGCUGUGAAGUGGUGCCCCACCCCCAAAGCUGGGCCUCUUUUUGGUGUCUAUAUGCUUGAACCUAACCUGCUACCAACAAACCCCACCCUCUUGUUACCAAGGGACUGUUGUAAAGACUUGCAUGUGUACCCAUCCUCAUGUAUGCACUCACUGGAAGCUUGUUGUGUCCGUCUGUAGAAGUGCCGGGGUGAUGAGGGGCUCAGGUGUCAUGUGACCUAUUUAAACUGCAUCCACCAGCAGUUGGACCCUUGAAUCUAAGGACUAUUUGUUCACUUAAUAUAAAGACAGAUUGGGGGAGGGGCUGCUUCAAACAAUGUCUUAAGAACUUUAAAUGGGAACUCAGAAAUUGGGAGCAAUGCUUUGAUCGUUUGGCUUUUUCUUUUUUUUUUUUUAACUGAUUCUUUUAGAGUUUUGAGGAAAUGGAAUAAGGAAUAAUGUGGAAAUCUUUCUCGCAGUGUUCACAUAUACACAAAUCAGUGUAAAACUACAGGUUUAGCCUGGAAAAGGGAAGGCAUUGAAUGUACAGCCACAUUUUAAACACCCGUUUCAAAAAUUUGAGACUGCUUUAAAAUGACGGCUGCAGUUCUUGUAUUAUUGUGAAUAUAUUUCUAGUUUUAUUUAUUUUUAACAUUCAGUGAAGUAGGACAUUUACUGAGAACCACCUUGUCAGUCUAGAUCAGUCAUGAAACUAAUUUCUUACAUGACCAUAGUGUUUUGUCAAGUUUGGAUUGGGAAGUCAUGGGUUGAGAGACCACAUCCAGUUGGAAGACUUCCACAAAACAGAAAAAGUGCGAUUGAGUUUAUGGUGACACCUGUGGCGGCAUCUUUAAGUAUUAUUUGUGUAUGUGUUUGAAUUCAGUCAUUUGAUGUUAUGCAGUGGUGUAAUAAGCCCUCGUCACAUGGUCGAAGGGGCACCAAUCAUACGAUAAAUGUUUUUUUGCUUGCUAAGGUGCUGGACACCUAGUCCGGAACAUGUAAAUAAUCAAUCACCAGUUUCGUUACGGUUUCCACAAGAAUCAUGGGUUCUCUGAAUGUAAUGGCAGCCAUUUUGGUAGUCUGCCCAGUAACUUGAUUCCUUGACUUGUUUUUUUUGUUUUUUUCGUUAAACAGGGAAUUAGGUUUAAAUUUGUAGGUGCUAGCUGUAACACAUGCACUCCAGCUUAGUCUUGAUAUAUCAUCAGUGUAAUAGGUAUGACUGGUAGGAGAAUGCACUAUUAUGUUGAUAUAAAGCCUGAAACCUCAGUAUUUAUAGGGUUAGUUCACCCAAAAAUGACAAUUGUCAUCAACUACUUACCCCAUGUCAUCCCAAAUAAGAAUUUCUUUCAUCUUCUAAACACAAAUUAAAAUAUUUUUAAUGAAACCGGAGAGUUUUGAGCUCCAUUGAAAGCCUACAUUUUCAUGCUUCAAAAAACAAAAAGAUAUAAGAAAUUGUAAAAGCAAUCAAGCGGUUUAAUCCAAGCCUCAUGAAGAGGCAUAAAGAUUGAAGUUUUACAUAAAGAUUGAUCAACACACACGUGUGCAUGUGAGCAUCUUGAAUAUGGUAAAUGGAAGCCCAACUGUUCUUUUCUUGAUGCCCAAGAACAAACCUCAUUGGUUUUCAUUUGCACUUUCUGAAACGUCAAAGUUUUGGUGUAAUGGACUUUCAAUGGAGGGACAGAAAUCUCUCAGAUUUGUCUUGUGGGUUUGGAAUGACAUGAGGGUGAGUAAAUGAUGACAGAAUUUUCAUUUUUAGAUGAACUAUCCCUUUAAUGGGAGAACAGAGUUGCCUUUAAAUGUGUCUGCCAUUUAAAGCAGGUGUGUUAGCAUUCAGGUAGCUAGCUAUAAGACAGCUUGACUAACUUGCUUUGCGAGAUUCUCUUAAAACUGUUGUUCCACUAUCUAAUUCUACAUUCAGUUUACACUUUAAUUUCCACUACAUGAAAGAAAAAACUGAAUGUAGCAUAAUAUUACCCGUGGCAACACUGAGAAUGUGUACUUGAAACUGAGUUCUGACAGAUUUUCAGCUAGAAGUUGUUGUGUAUACAUACAUGCUGUUUGUGCAUUAAUAUCGACAACUCUACAGUGAGCAUAACCGGGUCACAUUUCACCCCAAUCAAAAGAAAAAUGGCAAUUAAGCACAUUUCCCCUCCAUGUUC